CCUCUCGCUCGCUCCCAAACAGAACUUGGGCUCGUACGCUGUCGGCACAAGCUCGUAUCUUAUGUACGCACUCUAUACCCGCAUAACAAAACACAGCUACGAGGAGAGUCCCUUGGGGUAAGAAGGACGAGGGCCAUACUCCGCGUAUUCAACCUGCCUUCCAAACCUUCAGCCGUACGAUAUCCGCAUUCCCAAGCUGCGUAUGCGACUGCAUUUCUUUCUGAAACUCAAACUUCUGUACAGGAUUUCAUUCCAUAACGGACGGGUUAUUCUCACGACUUGCCCUGGUGCUGUGUGAAGAGCACCGGCGUCGAGCGGUUGGAGAGGCUCCGUGUUGGGUUGGAAGGUAGAAAAGCCAGCCGCGAUGGAAGCGACGACCUCCCAUCCAAUGGCCCAACCACGCCAUCACACCCAUCGCCCUCACCCAAGUGUUCAUUCCCUCGCCUCUUGCCCAAUCUCAACGAACGCGGUGGUGGUUGUCGACUACGAAACGGGAACGAUAAUAUCGGCCUCUACCCACGCGUUACGACUGCUGCUCGCUCCGUCUACCGACGUUGACGCUUUCGCGUUCCUGAACUCCAACCCACACGGACCAUCGCACACUUCGACUCUGGUUGUCGGACAAAAAUGGAGCGACUUUGUGCAGAUAGUGGAUGCUUCCACGAACGCGACAGCGAAGCAAAACAACCCGCAAUGUGUCCUGCAGAAGCUGACAUUAUGCCGAAUUCUCCCACGGCCGAUAUCAAACUCGCCCUUCCUGCCGCGGAGGAGAGGGGCGGCUGCUGCCGGCGCGGCCGAUGCAGGAGAGAAGGAGGAGGACAACAGCGGGUGCCUCUAUGUUCAGGCGUGCGGGCAUCGCGUGAACGAAUACGCCAACACCGUCCCCACCCAUGUACUAUGGUUCAUGGACGAUGUGACCCAUGUUCGGAACCUCUGCGUCGCUGUGAAGGUCGAACGAGAUGAGAUUCCGCCCGGUUUUGCGGAAGACGAGGGUGAGGAAGGCGCAUCAACGGACGAUGCGGGCCGUUCGAUACCGAGAAGCAUACCUGACCAGCGACCGCCGGAAACUCAAACAAUCGUGCUGCGCUUGAACUGUUUUGGGCGGAUCAUCCAGUCGUUUCCCAUGACCUCGUUCCUGGGUCAAGAUACGCAGCUCCUGCUCAACCGUUUCCUCAUGCGCUUUAUCGUCCAAGAAGAUGUGCCAGAACUUUGCAGAAGUCUCAGCCGCGCGUGCAGACCGUUCGGUUAUGCCGUCUUCAUGGUCAGGUGGACGUGGAAUACAUGGCUCGAGAUAGAGACCCACGAAACGGUUAAGAGCAAUCCGACGACAGAGGAGACAGGCACAAAUCAUAACAGCCUAGGCAGCCAGGAAACCGUAGUAAAUGAGGAGAGCGAUCCGGAAAAAGAACAGGAAGACGACGUGGAUCCUGAGACUGAAGAGCGGCUGGCGGAGAUCCAAGCGUACAUCACCGCGAGAGUCAAUUCCCGGGCGAGCUCGUUCGCAUCCAUGUCCGCCUCCUGUUCCGCAUUCGCACCUUCGGCGCCAUUAUCGCCAUUGCCCCUACCAUUACAACGCCACCACUCAACUUCCACGAUAUCGUCAGACAUGGAUCCGCUGCAGCAGCUGCUGUUAUCUGACCCUUCGUCUCCAAACGCUUCACCCGGUCGAACUACUUCCGUCACUGCUGACGUGGACAGGUCGACGACUCCCACAAUGUCAUCGGUGUUCGCGUCCUCAAAUACCGAGCCGCGCCUCGGCCAUCUCUGGACGCCAGAUCGGGACUCGACCCGUUCUCGCCAUAACAGUUUUCCUUGGAACCACGAUAGUUCGCGAGGCUUAGUGACCCCGCCUCUACCACCGCCACCCCGGUCUUUGUCGAGAAGGCAGAGCAUUACAGAGUUACCGCCAGGCCCAUUCCUACCGUCCCCUGAUCUGCGGCCAGCAGUUUCGACGCAGUCACUAUCUGACAUGAAGCCACCACAGGACGAGAACGCCGCACAACAAAAUUCGACCUCAUCACAGAAUUCCUCAUCACCUUCUCCCCACAUAUCCCACCCACCAUUCCCUCCCCCAUCGACAUGGGUGCACUUCACCGUCGGUCCGUGCCCCGCACCCGGGAACGAAUCCCCCGACCCAAGCGAUAUGAGCCGGCACCUCCUCUGCCUCGUACAGAUCGUCAAACCAUCCCCGCAGCAUUCACCACAACCUCCCUCUUCGCCCGUCGGGAGCAGGAGCCGGACAUCAACUGCGGAAAUCGAUAAUAGCGGAGCGAACACGCCUCGAUCGACGGAUUACAUCACGAGUAAACAGGCGCGUGCGGAACAAGAAUACUUUGAUUUCGAGUUCACGAGGCAGUUUCAGCGGAAAAUGGAACGGGACAGUGCCACCGAUGCAUCCCCACUCCCGCCCUCACCACCCCCCUCAAAACCCGACACCUCCAUACCGCGCCACCUUCAAAAACAACCCCAUCCCGCCCAACCCCCCGACACCUGGCGCCUCCGCAUCCUCACCUGGACAACAACCGCAACCGGCGUCGUAGGCUCCGCAGUCUGGAUCGUGUGGAAACUAUGGAGCUGGCCAUUGGUGCUCAUGUCCGAGGUCGGGGGGAUGAUCGUGAAGUGUUUUUGAGGCGCCCAGGGAGCGGCGCCCUGCCGCCCAGUUCGUCGCCGAGGAGGGGGCGAUAGGUGCGUGGGGUGCUGCUUGUUUGGCCUGGGCGGAAUAGGAGGUGGGAGUCGGGGAUGGG
This is a messenger RNA of Fimicolochytrium jonesii, 2744 nucleotides long. RefSeq lists its product as uncharacterized. The transcript has a single exon. NCBI's taxonomy places the organism in Eukaryota, Fungi, Chytridiomycota, Chytridiomycetes, Spizellomycetales, Powellomycetaceae. The record is from RefSeq and is a predicted model, not a curated record. Bases 365 to 2629 code for a protein of 754 amino acids.